AUGAAUGCUAAAGAUGCUUCCAAGGCGGAUCCAUUGAUGAGAAGUAUUUGUUUAUUUGGUGAUAAGACUUUAAUUGCAUUGUAUGAUACUGGAGCAUCGCAUUCGUUUAUCUCAUUUGCUAAAGUCAAGGAAUUAGACUUGAAAGUGUCAGAGUUACCUUUUGAUCUGCAUGUACAUACUCCGCAUCUGACAGUUAUGACUAGGUUAGGUUGUAGACAAGUAGGUUUCAAGCUUGAGGGUAGAGAUUUUGUACAUGAUUUGAUUUGUUUACCAAUGGUUGGGUUGGAGAUGAUUUUGGGGUUUGAUUGGUUGUCGAAGAAUCGGGUUUUGUUGGAUUUCUUUGAACGGACAAUUCGAUUUAUGCCGGAAGGAGAUAAUGGAGCAGUGGUAGCCGCGGGAUACUACCUGAACUCUGUAUUAAUACACUGUAGUGGGGAAGAGUGUCAGGGUUACAUCUUGUUAACUGCUAAUGCUUUGGGGGAUGCCCAGGACUUAGAUCAGAUACCGGUAGUUAGAGACCUUUCGGAAGUACUCCCAGAAGAUAUCCCUGAGUUUCCACCACAAAGGGAGAUUGAAUUGGUGCCGGGAGCCGGACCAGUGUCAAUUGCGCCUUAUAGGAUGGCUCUGAUAGAGCUGGCAGAAUUAAAGUCUCAGUUGGAAGAGCUUCUGAACAAGAGGUUCAUUCGACCGAGUAUAUCACCGUGGGGAGCACCAGUUUUAUUGGUGAAGAAGAAGGAUGGAGGGAUGCGUUUGUGCAUGGAUUACCGAUAG
Messenger RNA from Arachis stenosperma, 771 nucleotides. RefSeq lists its product as uncharacterized. NCBI's taxonomy places the organism in Eukaryota, Viridiplantae, Streptophyta, Magnoliopsida, Fabales, Fabaceae. The record is from RefSeq and is a predicted model, not a curated record. The transcript has a single exon. The coding region runs from base 1 to 771 and encodes 256 amino acids.